GGGCCCGCAGGGCAUGCGGAGACGAGGGGGGUGUUGCGGGGGGGGGGGUCCCCGUGCCCGCGCCGAGGCGGCGGCGGUGAGGAAGAGGAAGAGCGAGCGCCGCUAAGACCCAGCGGGCUCUGCGGGCAGCGGGGCGGGCGGAUCGCAGGCAGCGGCUCCAUCACCAGCACAGAGAAAGGGGAAGAGGAGGCGGAGAAGGGAGGGAGGAAGGAAGCAGGGCCGGGCCCCCCCUCCCCGGAAUGGACAUGGCCUGACCGGGCCCCGCAGCCCCCCGCGGCCCGGUGCAGGUUUGCGGGCGGCGCCUGCCCCCCCCCCCCCUCCCCAUGGCGCUGUAACCGGCGAGGGGCCGCGGCGAGCGGCGGCGGUGCUGGUGCCGGUGGUGCCGGCGGUGCUGGUGGCAGCGGCGGUUCCGGUGGUGCCGCGGCGGGCGAUGCGCGGCACAGCCCCGGUGCCGGCAUGCUGAGGACAGAGGCAGGCGGCGGGGGGGCCCCGUCCGCGGCAGCGCCGGGCGGCGGUGGUCUCCGGAGCGCAUCCCCGCACCGGAAUGCCUACGAGGCCACCAUCCAGGCCCUGGCGCCCACAAAGGAGGCCGAUGGUGAAGAUGGCAAGAAAAGCCGGGGUAAGAAGUAUGGCUCCAACGUUCAUCGCAUCAAGAACAUGUUCCUGCAGAUGGGGACAGCGCCCGGCCCCGAGGGCGCCUGCGACCUGGCCAAGGCCAAGGAGAAGCCGGUCUGUCUGUCCCUGCCCCGGGCUGGCAGCCUCAGCGAGAGCAUGGACCAGGGCAGCCUCCUCAAGCUGGGCACCAGCGUCUCCGAGAGGGUCAGCCGCUUCGACUCCAAACCCGACAAACCCUUCUCCAAGCUGCAGGAGACCCGCAAGAUCUUUGAGAGGAGCCCGCAGGAGAAAGCCACCACCACCAAGCUCUUGCUGCGUAAGGAACGCGCCGGGUUCCAGGACCGUAAGCUGGACGUGGUGGUGCGGUUCAAUGGCAGCACCGAGUCCCUGGACAAGCUGGACACCGAGGCCGUGUCGCCCACCGUCAGCCAGCUCAGCGCUGUCUUCGAGAAGGCCGACCUGCGGAACAACCUGCACAAAGCGCAGGGGCGAGCGGUUGGAGCGCUGGGCACCAAGGUGAUGGGCAAGCGGCCCCGGGUGUUCCUGCCGGGUGCCGAGGCUGCUCGGGCGGGCGAUGGCCACGCUGCCCAGCCCCGCGCCCGGCCGCCAGAGGAGGAGAAGGCGGCGGGGAAGAGCGCCCGGGCGGCAGAGAAGGAGCCGCCGGCCCCGCGGGUGCAGGAGGUCUGCAAGAUCAAGCCGGUGGAGGUGGAGGAGAGCGGCGAGGCCGAGGAGGAGGAGGCGGCAGCGGUGAUGGAGCCGGUGGCCGUGCCCCAGCCGGCCGUGGGGACCCAGGACCUGGCGCCCGCCCCGUCCCAGCUGGACAGGGGCUCCGGUGUGGCCGUGGGUGAGGAGGGCGUCAAGGGAGAGCAGGCGGAGGAAGGCGAUGGCUACGAGGAGGCCAAGAAGGAGGACUUCUCCGAGGCGGACCUGGUGGACAUAAGUGCCUACAGCGGGCUCGGGGAGGACUCGGGGGGCAGCGGACUGGAGGAGGAGGAGGAGGCCGAAGGGCUCUAUGAGCCCGAGUCAGGUUGUGUGGAGAUCCCAGGGCUGUCCGAGGAAGAGGAGCCUGUCCCCAACCGCAAGAUCCAGUUCAGCACGGCCCCCAUCCAGGUCUUCAGCACUUACUCCAAUGAAGACUACGACCGCCGCAAUGAAGAUGUUGACCCCAUGGCUGCAUCGGCUGAGUAUGAGCUGGAGAAGAGGGUGGAGCGACUGGACCUCUUCCCUGUGGAGCUGGAGAAAGACUCGGAGGGGCUGGGGAUCAGCAUCAUUGGCAUGGGCGCGGGGGCCGACAUGGGCCUGGAGAAGCUGGGCAUCUUCGUCAAGACGGUGACGGAGGGGGGGGCUGCCCACCGGGACGGCAGGAUCCAGGUGAACGAUCUCAUCGUGGAGGUGGAUGGCACCAGCCUGGUUGGGGUCACGCAGAGCUUCGCUGCCUCCGUCCUCAGGAACACCAAGGGCCGUGUCCGGUUCCUCAUCGGUCGGGAGAAGCCGGGGGAGCAGAGCGAGGUGGCGCAGCUGAUCCAGCAGACGCUGGAGCAGGAGCGCUGGCAGAGGGAGAUGCUGGAGCAGCGCUACUCCCAGUACCCGGAGGAUGACGAGGAGACGGGUGAGUACGCCACGGAUGAGGAGGAGGAGAUGAGCCCCAUGUUCCCCAGCGGCGAGAUGGCCAUUGAGGUGUUCGAGCUGGCCGAGAAUGAGGACACGCUCUCACCGGUGGAGAUGGACCCCGAAAAGCUGGUGCACAAGUUCAAGGAGCUCCAGAUCAAGCACGCUGUCACUGAGGCUGAGAUCCAGCAGCUCAAGAGGAAGCUGCAGAGCCUGGAGCAGGAGAAGGCACGCUGGAGGGCCGAGAAGGCGCAGCUGGAGCAGAGCGUGGAGGAGAACAAGGAGCGGAUGGAGAAGCUGGAGGGGUACUGGAUGGAGGCGCAGAACCUCUGCCAGGCUGUGGACGAGCACCUCAAGGAGACCCAGGCUCAGUACCAGACCCUGGAGCGCAAGUACAGCAAGGCCAAGAGGCUCAUCAAGGAGUACCAGCAAAAGGAGAUCGAGUUCCUCAAGAAGGAGACGGCGCAGCGGCGGGUGCUGGAGGAGUCGGAGCUGGCGCACAAGGAGCAGAUGGAGAAGCUGCAGGAGAAGAUCUCCGAACUGGAGGCCAAGCUGCAGACUUUGAAAAAUUCCAACCCGACUUAAGUCACCCUCAAACCGCAGCGAUCCUGGGGGGGGGGCUCCCU
Molecule: messenger RNA, 2849 nt
Organism: Neopsephotus bourkii (Bourke's parrot)
Lineage: Eukaryota; Metazoa; Chordata; Aves; Psittaciformes; Psittacidae
Gene: PPP1R9B
Product: protein phosphatase 1 regulatory subunit 9B
Exons: 10
Coding region: 457-2808 (783 amino acids)
Biological process (GO): calcium-mediated signaling; neuron projection development; actin filament organization
Cellular component (GO): actin cytoskeleton; cytoplasm; dendrite
Molecular function (GO): actin filament binding
Source: RefSeq, a predicted model, not a curated record